Messenger RNA from Ipomoea triloba (trilobed morning glory), 1518 nucleotides. RefSeq lists its product as uncharacterized. The coding region runs from base 1 to 1518 and encodes 505 amino acids. Lineage: Eukaryota; Viridiplantae; Streptophyta; Magnoliopsida; Solanales; Convolvulaceae. The transcript is spliced from 2 exons. The record is from RefSeq and is a predicted model, not a curated record.
AUGGAUCCACUUCCACCUAAUGAGCAAGCUUACCAUGGUCAUAUACCAUACGGUAGAAAUCCCUACUACCCUUCACAUCCACAACCUUCAUACUCACACCCUCACUAUUAUCAUGGCUAUCAUUUCCCUUACCCACCUCCUUUCCAUUAUUCACCACCUCCUCCACCAAAUUAUUAUCAUGAGCAAGCAUACGUAACACAACAUUUUCAACCCCAGAGAUAUCCUACUUACGAAAUACCCCCUCAUUACCCUCAAAUGCAUUCCGACGAGCCAAAACAUCAAACUUCUGAAAAUUUCGCGAGCUGUGAUCCUGCCACGAGAUCCACACGCCCUUUUCCACCUGAAAACAGUCAAAUCCCCCUCGAGCAACGCCUGAAUGACUUCAUCCGAGAAACGAGGGAGGAGAACGCCAGACUUAAAGAGAUCAUUACCAAAGAAAUGCUUGGAGAGAUACAAGAAUUACGCCAUGAGACACUUUCACCUCUUCAAACGGUUGAAAGCACUCUCGCAAAAAUCAUGGAAAUGAUCCAAGGAGGAACAGACGUAAAUGCUAUAACUUUGAGAAGCGGACGAGCACUUCCAGACGAUGUUCCACCUCCUCCACAAUCAACCCCAAUGGAAAAAUCCAGAGUGGAAAAUGAAGAGAUCACUGAUUCAACACAAGCCGAGCAAACAAUUGAAGACGAACUCAGGAAGGAAGAAAUACAAACGCAACCUUCUAGGAAAGGGAAAGAAAUCAUGCAAGAACCACCGCCUGUGCCGAAAGCCAAACUUCCAUUUCCUCAGAGAUUCCGCACCGAUAUCGAUAAUGCCAAAUACGACAAAUUCCUACAAAUGCUACGCCAAUUACACGUCGAUAUGCCAUUCAUCGAUGCACUUGGAGAGAUGCCAAGGUAUGCUAAAUUCCUUAAAGAUCUUCUAUCAAAUAAAAAGAAAUUAGCUGAAACUGCUACUGUUGUCCUAGGAGAGGAAUGUUCUGCUAUAUUGCAUAAGAAUGUGCCUAGAAAAUUAAAAGAUCCUGGAAGCUUUACUAUACCUUGCAAUAUAGGAGGAACGACUUUUAAUAGAGCCCUGGCAGAUCUAGGUGCUAGCAUCAAUUUAAUGCCCUUUGCAUUAUAUCGACAGUUGAAGCUAGGAACCCUUAAGCCCACACGCAUGAGCAUUCAAUUAGCUGACCGAUCUACUAAGUACCCCAGGGGUAUAGUAGAGGACGUUUUAGUCCGGGUUGAUAAAUUUAUUUUUCCUGUAGAUUUUGUGAUCCUAGACAUGGACCCAGAUGUAGAGAUUCCUCUCAUCUUGGGCAGACCUUUCUUGGAAACUGCUAGAGCUUUAAUAGAUGUGGGAGAAGGCAAACUUGUUAUUCAUGUAGGAGACGAAUCUGCUAGCUUCGACGUGACUAAAAUAAUGAAAUAUCCUUCAGAUAGUGAUGAAUGUUUUUUCGUUGAUUAUGUGCAUGAUGAAAUUGAUUAUUUAUACGAAAUACCUAAAGUUAAGAGGCAUGAUUUCAAUUGCUUUUGA